AGUUACAUUGUAGCGCAGAGCACAAUGACAGUCAUGGGGAUAAUUCAAACACGAAGCAACAACCGAGAGAUCAGAGCCAGUCAAGAGUUCAAGUCAACGCAGUUCUUUAAUGCCAGAGAGGUAUAUAGAUUACGUUUUUGUCCAGUAACAACGAGCAAGAGACUAGAUCAUUUCCGGGGUUGGUUCUAGAUCGAAAAUAUAUAAUUGCGAGCUCUACCCGGAAAGAAGCCACAGCGGUGUUCGGGUGCUGCACACAUACAUUUCAGAUGUCAGGCUAUGUCAUGUAAACUCAGAGUAACAGCGGAUUUAAACUUCCAUUUUACCCUGGUGAGACGCGUUUUACUCUUCCACUUCGGACGCACUGGCGCACACUGACCAGUUAAAACGGUGAUGUGGUAGCAGGCAGCAGUAUGCCGUACGUGGACAGACAGAACCGUGUCUGUGGCUUUCUAGACAUCGAGGAGAAAGAGGGCAGCAACCGCUUCCAGAGACGCUAUUUUAUACUGGACACACAGGGCAACACACUGCUGUGGUACAUGGACAACCCCCAGAACCUGCCCAGUGGAGCGAACGCAGUCGGGAGUCUGCAGCUGACAUAUAUCUCCAAGGUGAGCGAGGCCACGGGGAAACAGAAGCCCAAGACUGAGUUCUGCUUUGUGAUCAAUGCAGUAUCUCGGCGGUAUUUCCUCCAAGCCAACGAUGCUGCUGACCUCAGAGACUGGGUCAUUGCUCUCAACAAAGCCACCAAGAUCACUGUCCCGAAAGCUAGACAUCUCCAGCCAAGGACAGAGGUUUCUAUGGUAACCGGUGAGGCAGGGGGUAAGAGGCAGGCCUAUAAGACUGAGAUCAUCGGGGGAGUGGUGGUGCACACCCCCAUGUACCAGAAUGAGGGGGAGGAGUUGGAGGUAGGGGACAGGAAGGUCAACGCUGUAGGCAGUAGACCAGGCGUGCUGAGGUGUGGCUACUGUGUCAAACAGGGUAACAUGAGGAAAAGCUGGAAAAGGCGUUUCUUCAUGCUGGACAACAAUUCUGUCAGUUACUACAAGUGUGAGACGCAUAAGGAGCCGCUAAGAGCGGUUCUUCUGAGAGACAUUCAGAAGGUCCAUGAAUGUCUGGUCAAAUCUGGGGACCUGCUGAUGAGGGAUAACCUGUUUGAGAUUAUCACCAGCUCUAGGGUUUUCUACAUCCAGACAGACACUCCAGAGGACAUGCAGGGCUGGAUCAGAGACAUUGAGGGGAAGAUACAGGACUUCAGAGGCCCGGGCAAGAGCUCUGCAUUCACACGUGCCUCCCACUCUCUGUAUUGCCAUGGUAACUCCUCCCACCAACCCUCUGUUGUCCGUGGUCGUCAGGGAGAUGACAAGAGACCCCCUUUAGUGAAGUCAUGUUCCGUGGCCCCGGGGUGGCAGCCCUGGACCCCCGUACCCCAAAGAGAGGCUCCCGCUCUGGGCAUACUAGAUAAGGACGGUCCCUUUAGCUCUCUGCUGCCCAGCCUCUCCUCUCUCUCUCUUUCCACCUCCUCAUCUUUAUCCUCCCUCCCCACUCCCACCCCACAGGGGGUCUCAGCUCCAGCCAGUGGUGUGGGGGUCCCAGUCUGCCCAGGCCCCAUAGCCCCAGGCCCCUCCAGCAGCCGGAGGAGACACCGCUCUCAGCCUCAGCCCACCACAGAACGCAGCUUCCCUUUCAGCCUGGACCAUGAUGGCAUCCGCACCACCGACGUCUAGAACCAACCACGACUAGACCAACAGAACUCUGGAUCCAACAAUAUGUGGAACCACCAACAUCUAGAGCAACAAUGACACUUGAUUGAGUGCCUUUCCCUUUGAAAGACUAAACCUUCCCUCCCCCAGCCACUCUCCUUUGAGAGUUCCAUAGGCCUGCUGCUUUGGCUGCGGCUGCUGUGGGCUGUUUGCUAAAGUAGCCCCCCAUCCAACUCUCUCUCUGGAGGCCUGUGGCCCCCUGUUGGUGGGGGAGGGUAGUGAUGCAAAUUGGGGUUCCUGGAUGUGUUCUCUCAGGGAGGGGUGUGUUAGUAGUGGCUGUGGGCUUCUGGUAUAAAGGGUUAUUCGGAGAGACUGGGAGGGGUUAUCAGUGUUGGAGUGUCUGGUAGACUGCGAAGGGUUAAGUUAUGUGUUGUACGAUUUCCUCUUAAAACCUGAAUGUAGUUCUCCCAUGUACUGAGAUGAAGGAAGGUUUGUAUUGUGUUGGAGCCUGGUCUGUCUACCAAAUACCCUCUAAUAGUAUUUUACCUGUAUUAACCAAAUCUAAAGUAUGUCCCAAUUGGCACCCUAAUUCACUAUAUCAUGCAGUACUUUUUUACCAGAGCCUUAUGGGCCCUAGUCAAAGGUAGUACACUAUAUAAUGAAUGUGGUGCCACUGCCAAUUGGGACGCAACCCAAGAGUCCCAUUCAAUCCAUCAUCUGGUCAUAGAAUAGUGACGAUGUUCGUGUCUGUGGCUCUGCUUUUUCUAGACAAUGUUGUUCCCUUGUUAGACUAAAUCCAAUUGCAUUAAAUCGGUACAUCAGCA
Messenger RNA from Oncorhynchus gorbuscha (pink salmon), 2524 nucleotides. RefSeq names its product pleckstrin homology domain-containing family A member 2-like. The record is from RefSeq and is a predicted model, not a curated record. NCBI's taxonomy places the organism in Eukaryota, Metazoa, Chordata, Actinopteri, Salmoniformes, Salmonidae. The transcript has 12 exons. Gene Ontology annotation, molecular function: PDZ domain binding. Bases 411 to 1724 code for a protein of 437 amino acids. Gene Ontology annotation, cellular component: cytoplasm; membrane.